GCUGCCAGUGAAUGAGAGCUUUGUUUUCCUCUUGUCUAUUCAUAUUUCUAAACUUUUAGUGGAAUUUUAAACAGAUUUUACACAUUUUUAUGUGAUGGCUUGAAUUGCAUAAACUGCUGUCUAAAGUAGUAUUGCACUGCAAUCUUUAUCCCUUUCUGGAUAAAGAUUGACUUUCAGCUUAAGCUCCUUUUUGUAUUUUUCUUAAUUGCAACUCUUGUUCAAUAAUCCUUGGCUGCUUUGUUCUCACGUUUUAAAACUUCAGCAAAAUUUGUGGGAAAAUUGAUUGACAGCAGACCUUGCGUACCAACUGUAUCAAGCUGCCUACAGUUUGACUUGAAAAUGGCAACUGGUAUUAUAGUCCUUAUGUCAGAACCUUGAUACAAACGGACAUUGGUUGUAAGCUAAUCACACGAACCGCAGUUUGAUGCUGCUGAUGUGAUUUGUCUGCCAAGGAUAUUAAAACACCAUCAUAUAGAUUGUUUUCAUUGAGAAGCAUCCCAUACCUGCAGUCCCAAAAACUGGUCUCAAGUAUUCUUAAAGACGUUAUGCGUAUAUUGCUGUUAAGCGCAAAUGCUGCACAGUAAGAUCAUGCAGUAUUAAAAGGAGAAUAUUACUGCCUGAAUCAGAGUGCGUUUUGGCUGCUUGUUAAAAUAAAGGGAUAGACUGCUUGGUUUAUAGUGCACGGCUCACCUUUACAACCAAAACAGCACCACUGCAGCUCUUGCAGUUUCAGAAAUGCUGUUUGUGCAAGCAUUUAUGAUUAGCAAAAGCUUUGAAAAUCCUUGUGCAAGAAAUGGUGUAGCUGCCGUUGCAGUGGAGGGGAAGGGAGUUGUUUGCUUUUGCUGUGUAUGUUAUUUCAUGGAGGUAUUGCUUUACCUCACCAGUAAAACUCCUUCCCUGCGCGAGGGAAAUUCCUGGUUCAUCAGUAUGGAUGCAUUGUUUUUACACAUUAGAAGUGCUGUGUUGCCAUGUCAAUCAUCCCAUUAGGAUCAGUUUAAGAGCAGUAGGGCUGACGAAGCUGGGUGUGAUUGGCUGCCAUAUGCUGGGAGGGCUCUGGGAGAAGGAAGGGCUGCAGUCUUUCAGCAACAGAGUUUAGGCUCUGUCUUUGCUUCAUCAUCUGAGGAAAAAUCCCCAGAUAAGGCACAAGGCUUUCUGAGCGCGCAAAAAAAAAAAAAAGAAAAAUUACGGGCUGCUCAUCGUUUCAUGUGACAAUUACUUACCAUGAUGCGAUGGGAAAGAUAUGGCUGUUUGUUUAUAUCGGAUGUUCCUGUUCACAUUGGGAAUGUGCCGAAUAGACAGGGCUAAACAAGAUCAAUAAUUUUUAUCAGUUUCUGAGUGGAUGAUAAACAGCGUUUCAGGAAGGUAUGGGUGUCGCACAUUGCUGAACUCAUAAAUAGAGACAAGGUCAGUGACUUAAAAAGUGCCUUUGCCAAGUCACUUUUACGAGCGAGGACUGCUACGCCCGUGUUCUCAAAAUCCUGUCUUUGCCAGCCAGACAUUGCCUUCACCUUACACCUGGCGGAAGAUACCUCAGCUGUCUCCAUUUGCCAAUUAGUUGAUGGGAAACUGAAAGCAGGAAAAGAGGAAGAAUUAUUAUUCCUGGGACAUGAACAAAUGACUGCAUUGCUUUUCUUGUGUAAUCAAUACCAGCAAGCAACCGUCAGAGAACUGCUAUUCUAUCAAGGAGUGCCAUUGCAUUGAAGGACCUUGGCUUAAAACUGGUUCAUCCGUGAUACAAUCAACAAGCCCACGUGUUUUACAGACAGAAAUGCGACUGAGCAUGGUUUUUCCCAGCCAAAAGUCUACAAGUGGGACUUAAUGAUUGAUGAGUAACUGCUUGCUGAUAAACUUUCUCUGUUUAUUCUGCUUUGUGUGCGUUGGACCUCGUUAAUCGUCCCCCACUUUUUUUUAAACUUUCUUUUCAAUUGGAAUUGAAAUUAUUUUUUUCUGGUUGUUUUUUUGUUUUUUUUUCUUUUUCCCUCCCUUCCCUUCGUCAUUAGUUUUGGAAAUUUCUUCGGCAUAAUUCACUUGACAGCAAUUUACAAAUUCGAAAUCAGCUUUUCAUCAUGGCUUUGAAUGUUGCUCCCGUAAGAGAUACAAAAUGGCUAACAUUAGAAGUGUGCAGGCAGUUUCAGAGGGGAACUUGUUCACGCUCUGAUGAAGAAUGCAAAUUUGCACACCCCCCUAAAAGUUGCCAGGUUGAAAAUGGGAGAGUUAUUGCCUGCUUUGAUUCCUUAAAGGGUCGUUGUACAAGGGAGAACUGCAAGUACCUUCAUCCACCAACACAUUUAAAAACCCAACUGGAAAUCAAUGGCAGAAACAACUUAAUCCAACAAAAAACUGCAGCAGCAAUGCUUGCCCAGCAAAUGCAGUUCAUGUUUCCAGGGACACCACUACAGCCAGUGCCCACAUUUCCAGUGGGUCCCACAAUAGGAACGAACACAGCUAUUAGCUUUGCUCCUUACCUAACGCCAGUAACACCGGGAGUUGGCUUAGUCCCGACUGAGAUCCUACCCACACCGCCUGUCAUUGUUCCUGGAAGUCCACCGGUUUCAGUCCCCGGUUCAACUGCUACCCAGAAACUCCUGAGGACUGAUAAGCUGGAGGUGUGCAGGGAGUUCCAGCGGGGAAACUGUGCGCGUGGAGAGACUGAUUGCCGCUUUGCACAUCCGGCAGACAGCACAAUGAUUGACACAAACGACAACACCGUAACCGUGUGUAUGGAUUACAUAAAAGGUCGUUGCAUGAGGGAGAAAUGCAAGUAUUUUCACCCUCCUGCACAUUUGCAGGCCAAAAUCAAAGCGGCGCAACACCAAGCCAACCAGGCUGCGGUGGCAGCCCAGGCAGCUGCGGCAGCUGCGACUGUGAUGACUCAGUCGACUGCCAAAGCAAUGAAGCGACCUCUCGAAGCAACUGUAGACCUGGCCUUUCCUCCUGGUGUUCUUCACCCUUUACCAAAGAGACAAGCACUUGAAAAAAGCAAUGGUGCCAGUGCCGUUUUCAAUCCCAGUGUCUUGCACUAUCAACAGGCUCUUGCCAAUGCUCAGUUGCAGCAACACGCAGCGUUUAUCCCAACAGAUAAUCCUGAAAUAGCUGGCAGGAGCGGAACGGAGUGUCACGAAGCCUCCCUGCGGACGGCCAAGCACGGCUACUGUACAUACUACCCCGUCUCCUCCUCUCUAGAGUUGCCACAAACUGCAUGCUAAGUCAAGAAUUUGUUCUUACGGACAAAUCACAAACUCGAAAAAGCUAGUGCUGCUAUGUCAUAUAUGAAUAUUAAAUAUGGUAUGCUUACUAUACUCCAACCUAAAAUAGUUAACUACCUGAUACCAGCUGUGAUGUUUCAAGACAUAAAGGGUAACAUUUAGUUUUAAAGAUUUUCUAAGCAUAGUUUAAUCCUUGCAAAUAUUGUCUUUUCUCCAUAACUAUACCUAACGGAAACGGUCCAGUUAAGUUAGUCUUGUGAGAUUCAGUGUUUAUGAAUCUUUCGAGCGCAGCAAUAAUUAAGUUGUAUCGGCUAAAAACUUACCCCAGUUGCAGGUUUAAUUUUCACCCGAACUAUGAUUGGGGUUUUUCUUCUUCGUUAAAAAAAAUCUUGUUCUUGCUCCCCUAGCGAGUUGAUUCCAAGACAGAGGAAGCGAAACGCAGCCCAGUGUCCUGCACAUCACCCUGCCAAUCUGAAUAUUUUUAGCCAGAAGUCCAAAGUAAAGCACAAGUUCUUUAGAUGCACAUGGUUGGUGUUUGACUUGUAUGGAGAAGCUGCAUUUGAAUCAUAGCAGAAUAGCAGAAGAAAAUUAAAAAAUUUUGCACAGUAUGAACUUCAUACCCCUUUCAAUCCCCAAAAGAACAAAGUCUUGAGAAUAUUAUUUUACAAGUAUAUUUAUAAUGUUUUUAAAAGAGACUUUGCAGAAGUGCCUAAAUUUUGUCACAUCAGACUUGAUGAAAGUGAGCCUGAUGCCAACAGUCAAAUCUCACCGGAAGCGAAUAAUCUUUCAAACUCCUAGUCAGGUUACCAAAAAGAUCCAAGCUGUUAAGAAGUAACUUCUAGAAGUGUAAAAUCAAACAAAAAAAAGACUCAAAAAAAAGACCAAACAAACAAAAGAAAAGGCGAAAAAGAAGGCUGUAGAUGAAGAGAUUUGUAUGAUACUCUAAUUUAAUUAAAACUCAGUUGAGUCACUGAAACUUCAUAGGUGACUUUAAUCUAGGCUAUUAACUGAACACUAAGAAUGUAGAAUGAGAUUCAGUUCAAUAAAUCAUUACUGUAUUUGCAUUUUUUUAAUUGGAUUAUACGAUUGUAACCAGAUUAGAGUGGAGAAAAAAAUAGUUCUUUUAAUUGUUUUUCUUUAAAAACAUAUUUUAUGUCACAAAAGUAUGAAGAUAUCUUUAAUACAAUUAUAUACAUAUUAUAUAUACAUACAUACAUAUAUAUGGAUGAAGCAGAUUUUAAUGUUGUUUACUUUUUUAAAUACUUUGUUGAUUUACAAGGUAAUUAUAUAUGUAUAAUUAAAAUUUCAUUUGUUUGAUUUGAGAUUUGUUUCAAGCACUAUUGUACCAAAUAUUUCAUAUUUCACAUUUUAUAUGUUGCACAUGUAUCACAUAAAUGACAUAGUUUUUAAAUUAUUGUUUAAAAAAACAAGACAGCUGUUAUAAAAGGAUAUUAUGUAUAAUUGUUUGCAGCAUAAGUUUUCUAUGUGGACAUUAUUAGUGAUUGCAGUAUUUUAACUUAACCUCUUCAGAUUGAUUGUAAACUAUUUUAAACUUUGGCAGCACUGCCCGUUCUGAACGACUGAAGGCACUAACCAUAUAAUUAUUUGUCUAGGAAAUUAUUUUCCGGGCUAAAUCUUGUUUGUCCGAUGUCUAAUUACUAUCUAUUUAUAUAUAAAGCUGGAGAUUUGAUCAUCAGAAAGAAAAAAAUAAUCACAAUUUGAUUGUAAAAUUAACAUAGUGCUUGUAACGUUGCGUUAGUUUUAAUUUGUGGAAAAAUAAUGUAUCUUAACUCGUUACUUUAGCAGUUAAGGUAUCACCAUUAUAUACUAUUAAAACACUAACAUUUGUAGACUUUCUCAGUCAUUAUAACUAGGUAGUUGACACUGCAACUGGCCUAUAUCUGUCAAAGUUGUUUUUAUUUUUUUAUAAUAGUUAAUUUAGGCAUUUGGGUAGCUUAUUGUAUAAUACUAAAUGGUAAAUUAUCCAUGUUGUUUAAAUAUUUGAUGUAGAUAACUCUUCAAGACAUUGUUUUGUGUGAACUUUUUAUGUUUCGAAAUAACUGUUAUUCUAUGUUUUUUACAAUUAAUCCAAUACUACUAUUUUUUGCCCAUGGAUGACGAAGCUUCAGAUACAUCAGGUCUUUCAUCCAGAUAAACUGACAGACAAAAAGAGAAAAUGUAUUUUUAAUAAGAGAUCCACUUUCCGACUUUAUGACUUUGUAAUAUUCCUGAAAACUGUACAAGUACAACCCUAUGCUAACAGUAAGGAGGCAAUUACAGAGAUGUGCAAAUACGUGUACAACAGAUUCUGCAUUUUAUUUAUUUAUAAAGUAAUUUUAUAGACUAUUUCAAAAUUUGGGAAGAUCUAAAACUAUUUUUCUGUAUAAAUAUUAUUUGCCAAAACUUUGUUUAUAUUUUAAAAAAAAAGUCUAAUGAAAAUGAUUAAAUGCUUUGUUUAAUUAAAAAAAAAAAACACCAACAAAUAAAACCCCCUAAAAGAACCAUGAGAUGGGCCAACACAGAGACAGUGAAUACUGUAGCUGGGACAUGGUUUCAAGUUACUUGAGAUGUCUCAGCGUUUAUUUUCUUCAAAGGAUACAGCACCUCACCAAAAUACCUUUUCGUUUGCCUCUCUCAUCCAGCAUAAUUGACGACGUGUACGAUGAGUAUUUCGGUAACAGUUCAAAGAAACCCCUCCAUUCACUCUUUUUCAGCAUAUAACUACUAGUGGUCUGUUAAAUAGCCAUUCUAUUUCUGUUGUGACGUUAAAUUCAUUCACCCAAUGUACAACCACUGAAAUAAAAAGAAGCAUUUUAAAAUGAGA
Messenger RNA from Aptenodytes forsteri (emperor penguin), 6030 nucleotides. RefSeq names its product muscleblind like splicing regulator 2 (gene MBNL2). Gene Ontology annotation, molecular function: metal ion binding. Bases 2067 to 3206 code for a protein of 379 amino acids. The transcript is spliced from 9 exons. NCBI's taxonomy places the organism in Eukaryota, Metazoa, Chordata, Aves, Sphenisciformes, Spheniscidae. The record is from RefSeq and is a predicted model, not a curated record.